AUGACUUCGAGAGGAUCUUCUGCCACCAUCUCCCUCGGGAGCAGCACGAGCACCACGUCCUACCCCGACUUCCUGCUCUUGACACAGCCCUUGCGGAUCAGCAGCGGGAUCUGUGCCUUCAGCAGCUUGCUGCUGCACUUCGCCUCCCUGGGCACUUCCUUUUGGCUCCUGGAAACGACCCACAAAGGCCUGGCCCACAGCGGUCUCUGGCAGGUCUGCUUGCAUCAAGAAUGUAGGACCUAUUGGUUUACUCUGCUCGCUCCUCACAUCCAUGCUACCCGAGCCUUCCUGGUGAUGGGAUGUUUCUGUGGCCUCCUGUCUCUCCUGUGCGUUUGCAUCUCUUUCGAACGUGACCAGAUAUUCCACACAUCUCUGACGAUCACUGCGGCCGCCUUCAGUUUCAGUGCAGGUUUCCUCAACUUGAUUGCCAUGUCUGUAUUCACAGCCGUCCACAGGAGUUCCCAAGCUUACAGCCAUUUUCUUCUCCUUUUCGGUUCGUCCUAUGGGCUUGGUUGGGCAUCUGUUCCUAUGUAUUCCAUAACUGGUAUGCUGCUAUUGCUGACACACCACAUGACCAUCUCUUAA
Varanus komodoensis (Komodo dragon) is the source of this 585-nucleotide messenger RNA. RefSeq names its product protein NKG7-like. The record is from RefSeq and is a predicted model, not a curated record. NCBI's taxonomy places the organism in Eukaryota, Metazoa, Chordata, Lepidosauria, Squamata, Varanidae. Gene Ontology annotation, cellular component: plasma membrane. Bases 1 to 585 code for a protein of 194 amino acids. The transcript has 5 exons.